Halichondria panicea is the source of this 2822-nucleotide messenger RNA. RefSeq lists its product as uncharacterized. The transcript has 12 exons. The coding region runs from base 129 to 2675 and encodes 848 amino acids. The record is from RefSeq and is a predicted model, not a curated record. Gene Ontology annotation, biological process: signal transduction. Lineage: Eukaryota; Metazoa; Porifera; Demospongiae; Suberitida; Halichondriidae. Gene Ontology annotation, molecular function: protein binding.
UCUUUCAGGAUGAACAGUGACAACAGCAAGAAAAAGUAAGGCCUGGGAUCGAGGCUAGGAGUGACCGGGAGUCAUUAUUUGGAGUCACUCGCGCCUAUGACACCGAGACUAAGAACUUCUGGCAGCGAAUGGGGAACUGCUGGUGCCUUCACAGCAGGUCACUCAGGAGCCUUCCCCUACUGGAAUCGAAUGUAGAUGAGACUGGGAACUCACCUGAUUCACACCAGAAUGCACAUCGGUUGCCUGAUACUAGUCUCCUGUUGGAAUCAAACAUUGACAAUUGCAAUGACAGUCCACAAGCUUGUACUGAACCGUCACCCAAAGACUCAGGGUUAGACACUGAUAAUACGCAAACUUCGAAACUGUCACCCGGCUUAGUAUCAGUCGAAGGUCAGGUUGAAGAAACCACAUCAAAGUUUAGAGCUGAACUGUCACAAUUCAGUCUAGCCACUGUGAUGCCACCACUUGAAGUGUGUGAUACCGGUGGUUGUACGUACUCGGUUGUUCCUUAUACUACUGAAGUAUUGCCUCCAACUUUGCUGCAGGCUAAAGUUUCUGAGAUGACUGAGCCACCUUAUUUUUGGAAGCAAUGGCAAGAGCAAAUUGAGCAACAUUUUGCGGAAAAAACCCGGUUGAUAGCUGAAUUCCUGGCAGAAAUUGAGCAGCAUGUAGAGAACGAACAAUUGACACAAGUAAAAUUAAAGGAGAAAGAAAAAAAAUACCUAAAAGACACUUCAGAACUCCAGCGAAAGUUAGAAGUCUUAGAGCAAUCUCGAGCCCAGUUGGAACAUCACCUUGAAGAAGAACGAGCUGAGCAUGAAAUGAUAGUUGAAGAAAAGAAAGCGUUGUUGAAAAUGACAAAUGAACAACUUCGAAUUCAGUAUCAUAGCGAAUCAAAAGUAAGAGAAACUGAACAAGUAAUACAUCCAAACAAAGCAUUCAAUCAGCAGAAAACGAAAUAUUGGAAAAAUGAAAUUCACAGACAAAAUGAGGAACACUAUUUGCAAACAGGACUCCUACUGAAUGAGAUGGAACCAAUCCCUGAAGGAAUGACACAAGAUACUUUUACUGGGAAAAUCGAAGUGAUUAAAGAGCCAUUUAACCUCCCAGGUGUUGAAGUAUUAGCUCACACUACCAUUAUCAUCACUAACUCAGCAAAUGCAUUUUAUUGGGCGGAAUAUGGGUUCAAGCUCACCAUACUCCAGGGCUCCCUGCCAGCUGGUGUUGACCAGUGUCAACUAGACAUCAUGGCCAGUGUAGCUGGACAGUACCAGUUUCCCGAAAAUCUCCAAUUGGUCAGCGGUGUCUUCUGGAUACGUCCUCUUCCCUUGUGUCGAUUCCAACAGCAGCUGACAGUCGAGAUACAGCACUGUGCCAAGAUGACCAGCUCCACCAAGCUCUCAUUUGUGAGAGCACAUUGCUCCCAAGAGAGUAUGCCCUACACAUUCAAGCAGCUUGAAGGGCGUGGCUCGUUCACAAAGCACAGCUCAUACGGAUCACUGGAGCUGAACCACUUUAGUGGACUAGCUGUGACAGGAGAGGAUGUGGAAAGAGAGUACAUUGCCAGUCUGUAUUAUCAGCAAUGUGAUCCCCAAACACUGGAAAUUCAUUUUGUCAUCACAUGGGAUGAUGAAGCCCACAUCACUGCAACUAAGGAGUACUUCAAAGAGGUGGGAGCAAAAGAGAGGUCACACUUGGAGGUAGAGUUCAAGAAAGACAAAAUAAUUCUAGACAUUCCAAUGGCUGGUGGCGUAACCAUUGGAGAGUGGAAUCUGUUACCAACUGUCACUCCAUGCAUACGUCAGAGUAGAGUGGAUUCGUUCAAACCUGGUAGAAAGAUUAGAUCACGACGAUUGAAAGCUACCUUAACACGAGACCUUGGAGUGGAAGUCCCUGCUUGCUCCUACUUGGUUACCCUGGAUGGUGCUGAUGAACCAAACCAAAUGCAGAUUGAAAUUGACGCAUACCGUCCCAGUAAAGGGCAAGAUACUUCUGUCGUGAACCAAGUUCCACCAAGUUGUGCUUUAGUACCAUCCUCCAAUGUCUACCAACCACCCACCCAGUACCCGCUGCUCCAAUCAGUGCCAGGAUUCACUCGAGGAUACACUUUUCCACAAAUACGAUAUGCACCAUACCCACCAGCACCUCAGGGAUAUGCACCAUACACACAAGCACCUCAGGGAUAUGCACCAUACCCACCAGCACCUCAUCAGUGGCUGCAAGAUUGUGGUGACCUGAUAACCAUGACUGGCAGAGAAUCAGGCACAGUCAGGGCAAUCGAGUGUCCAGUGUUGAAUAUGGACCAGUUGGUAUAUCGUGUAGGCAUCGACGAAGAUCUCUUAAAAAAAGAAUGUUCAGAGAAGAAUUUAAAAAGAAUAGCCCCUCUCCUUGCGAACUGGCUAAUGUACGCUAAAGCCCUGGAACUGACUCAGUCUCAAAUACAGGACAUAGAUGAUCAUAAACUAUUGAGCACCAACGAAAUGAAGACUCUACUAGUGCUGGAGAAGUGGCAUCAGCUUCAUGCCUUCAAUGCCACCUAUCAUCACCUCAUUAAUGUGUGUCUAAGCUGUGGUCAUGCUACUGAAGCCACUGAGAUUUGCAAGAUUGUCAAAGAGGACUUGUCUCAACCACCCCUCAUCACUGGUGACAAUUUAGAGGCCACUGAAAAUACUUAGAGUUCCCCACAAGAAAACAAAAGACAAAACUCAUUUGUAAAUAUUACGGACAUCAAGUUAAGGAACGUGGAGUGGUGUCUAUUAAUUAAUUAAGUGUGUACAGUUUUUUAUCUCACAUGAUUCACAAUAAUCAUUAGAGACAACCAA